Molecule: messenger RNA, 4200 nt
Organism: Grosmannia clavigera kw1407
Lineage: Eukaryota; Fungi; Ascomycota; Sordariomycetes; Ophiostomatales; Ophiostomataceae
Product: arginine methyltransferase
Exons: 10
Coding region: 1-4200 (1399 amino acids)
Biological process (GO): transcytosis; intracellular protein transport; peptidyl-arginine methylation
Cellular component (GO): cytoplasm; Golgi stack; endoplasmic reticulum
Molecular function (GO): protein-arginine N-methyltransferase activity
Source: RefSeq, a predicted model, not a curated record
AUGUUUGCUUCUAUCGCGACCGCCCCGGCCAAACAGUCGGUUAGCGAGACAAUAUCGGUGCUUAGCGGACGGUUGAGCUCGGCCACUUUGCUUGAGGAUCGCCGAGCAGCCAUUCUUGGUCUUCGAAGCUUUGCGAAGGAGUACCCAGCGUCUGUCUCGUCAGGGGCUCUUCGGAGCUUAAUUGGGUGUCUAGCACAUGAUGGCGAGGAUGUCGACACUGUGAAGGUGGUGCUUGAGACGCUGCUUAUGCUCUUCAGUCCCAACGAAGAUAGCCCCGAGGCUUCAGAAGAGAUCGCCCUUUGGUUGGCGGACGAGUUCACACAGAGGCUGGAGAACAUUACUCUGCUUCUUGACUUUCUUGAAACCAACGACUUUUACUCGCGGCUAUACUCUUUACAGCUACUAUCUGCUAUACUAGCUGCCCGAACGGAACGGACAGAAGAGUGUAUAUUCACCGCCCCAUUAGGUAUCUCGCGUCUUGUCGCUAUUCUCGAUGACAACAGAGACGUGAUACGGAGCGAGGCGAUCACGCUUCUCACCUACCUGACACCUUCGUCGCUGGAGAUACAGAAGCUUGUCGCCUUCGAAAAUGCAUUCGAGAGGAUAUUUAAGAUCAUUGAAGGGGAGGGCGGCGUUGCUGAAGGAGGCCGGGUUGUCGAGGACUGCCUGAUUCUCCUGGCCAACCUUUUGCGCAUGAACCCUCACAACCAGACACUUUUCCGAGAGUCUCUGUGUACCGCUGUGCUCUCUAGAAUUCUUGGGGAAGUUGCCUCAUCAGCCAUAGAGCAAGACGAGAUGGCUGGCUGGGCGCAGGCCCAGCGUAAUCGGAAUGUCUACGCCCUUCUGGCAGUCGUUCGUCUGUUUCUGAUGUCUGGUGCGGUUGGUACAGUACAAAACCAGGCAGAGUUCUGGCGCACUGGCCUUCUCUACCAUGCCUUACAACUAGUGUUUAUUGGUACUUUUGAGGUACAAAUUCGCGCCGAGAGGGCAAUCGACGGCCACAAUUCCGGUGCCGACGAAACAGCGAACGUGUUUACUACUCUACUUCGAUCACCGACUUCAUCUUGCUCUAGCGAUCCCUACCGCCAGUGGUUCGCUGCUGUCAUAAUGCUCCAUUUGCUCUACGAUAAUUCAAGGGCCAAGGCUUUGGCGAUGACGGUGACAGAAGGAGAUGAGGCUAGCGGGGAAGAAGUGGUGACAAGCAUUCAAACUGUCACGGCACAACUUCUUGGUAGCAUAAGUAGAGAGGAUGAUCCGCGGAUUGCAGUCGGCUACCUAAUGCUACUAAUAUGCUGGCUGUUUGAGGAUCUCGACGGAGUCAACGACUUUUUGGGUGAAGGAAGCAAUGUUCAGGGCCUGAUACAGGUAGUAGUGAAGACUACUGGCAGUGACAUUGUCGUUCAAGGGCUUUGUGCUCUCCUGUUAGGAGUUGUGUACGAGUUUUCUACCAAAGACUCGCCAAUUCUUAGGCAGAAGCUGCACGAAGUGCUUAUGGGCCGGAUGGGCCGUGAUCGGUACGUCGACAGGCUUACCAAACUCAGGGCACAUCCAUGGCUCAGGGAUUUCGAAGUCACCCCUCAAAGGCUUGAUCUCGCGGGGAGCCAGAGACUGCCGGACGUGUACUUUGAUAUUACGUUUGUCAAUUUCUUCAAAGACAAUUACAGCAGGCUUCUUCGCGCCAUUGACAGGGACCCGGGGACAGAGAUAUCGUUCGUGGCCAACGGUGUCCAGCAAGGCAUAUCCCGAGAACUGGUGGACUCACUUCGAGCCGAGCUGGGCCAGAAGGAUCGUAUUUUGGGAGAAGCACAGGAGAGAUUGUCUUCUCUCGAAAAUGCGCUGGGUCAAGAGCGCUCAGAUCACAAACGUUCUAAGGAGACCGCUGCCAUUGAUCUCAGUAAGGCCAAGGCUGCGCAAGACCUGUUGUCCCGGAAGCACGAAGAGCAGAUGCAACAAACUCGCGCAGAACGCCAGAAGGAGAAGGCAGACUGGCAACGACAAAUGGAGCAGGCAAGGAAAGCUGCGGAAGCAGACGCAGCACGAGCUCAGCGGCGUUUUGAGGCAGAAAUGGCAGACCUCAGAGCUACAAGCAGUCGCCUUGAAGUGGACUUGUUGAAGGCAAACAAGAGCAAGUCCCAGGAGCUGCAAAGCAUCCGUGAAACGCACAAGGCCCAGCUUACUGAGGCCGAAGCAACAGCCGCUGAUGCAGCCCGGCGGAUAAAGGCUUUGGAGGGCAAAGUUGCCACCGCAGAGAAGAAAGCCGUGGAGCUGAGGGAAGCUCUGGAGACGACCGAAGAACAGAACAGAGAGCUAGCAGAGAGACUGGAUUCUAUGGAAAAGGACACGAAGAAGGUGGAGGCUUUGUUGGUCGAAAGCAAGGAGGAAAAGAAAACGACGCAGGCGGAGUUGGAUGAUCUUCUCAUGGUCUUUGCGGAUCUGGAAGAGAAGGCAAAUGGGUAUAGGGAGCGUCUCAAGGAACUUGGCGAACACGUCUCUGACGACGAGAAUGACGAGGAAGACGGGGACAGUGACGAAGAUGACAGCGGUAGCGAGUCGUCCGACGAGGAGGGCUGGCUCGACACCAACCCCGGCGACGACGAAGAGCCGCAGGUGGUCAUCUCCCUACUGGAUGACCAUGUGUUCCAGGACGCUGCAGCAAUGCUUUCAUACUGCAAGGAUGAGCACAAGUUUGACUUCCUCGCCAUUAGAGACCGACUAGGCCUAGACUUCUAUGGUUGCGUCAAGCUCAUUAACUUCAUUCGCCAGCGUGUGCAUGAGGGACUGUCUGUGUCGAAUGACUUGCCUGCUGCCGACUUUGACCACGACCAGUAUCUCAAGCCGGUGCUCGACAACGACGCCCUCAUUUUCUGCCUAGACAGCCUUCCCGCAGCAGGUCAGCCGCAUGAUCAAGUUGCAGCAGAGAAGGUCGCUUCAACAGAUUCCAACGAGACAGGGAAGGUUGAAAGCAACGAGUCACUGUCCAAGGAUGUCCAACAGAAGAACGAGGUUUUGCAGUCUGAGCUGGAAACUCUCACAAAGCAGUUUGAAAACUAUCGCCUCGCUGUCCAGAAGACGCUUGAUCAGCGAUGGGGCACCAACGAGCCAGAGACGGAUGCAAAGAGCUCGCCCGCGAAAGACGGUGCGACCAAGCCGAAGAGUUCAUCCGAUUACUAUUUCGAGUCCUACUCAUACAAUGACAUCCACGAAACUAUGCUGAAAGAUGCGGUGCGCACUGAUGCAUACCGUGAUUUCAUCUAUGGGCACAAGCAUCUCUUUGCCGGGAAGACUGUGCUUGACAUCGGAUGUGGAACAGGUAUUUUGAGCAUGUUCUGUGCGAAAGCGGGCGCAAAGUUGGUCAUAGCCGUUGACAGGUCCGAAAUCAUUAACAAGGCCCGUGAGAACAUCUUCAACAACGGACUGAGCGAUCAGAUCACCUGUCUUAAGGGCCUUAUUGAGGAGGUUGAGCUCCCCGUUCCCAAGGUAGACAUUAUUGUAAGCGAGUGGAUGGGUUACGCUCUUUUGUACGAGGCCAUGCUUCCCAGCGUCAUCUACGCCCGAGACAAGUACCUGGUGCCUGGUGGGCUGCUGGUGCCGAGCCACGCCUCUCUGUGGGUUGCACCAGUUUGCGACUCGGAGUACGUUUGCGACAGUAUCACGUUUUGGCGAGAUGUCUACGGCUUCGAUAUGAAGGCGAUGCAAGCCGGGAUUUACGACGAUGCGCGAGCAGUGGUCAUGCCCUCGAAAAACAUUUGCGGCACUUCAAGCAUGUUCCGGCUAUUCGACCUGCACAAGACGACGGUCAGUGAUCUGGUCUUUGGUGCCGGCUGGAAGACAUCGCUGUAUGAGAACGCGGACUCUCUUGACGGCUUCCUCGUCUGGUUUGACAUAUACUUCUGCACAUCACAAGAGGCGAAGAUCGAACCCGCUGAUGCGACGGCCCAGAGCUGGUUGUCCGCUGGCAAGGACCGAGUUGCAUUUACCACCGGGCCAUUUUCUAAAGCAACACACUGGAACCAGUGUCUGCUGCUCUUGGAGUCACACUCAAAGCAGUUAGGACAUGCAAAAGGCCUCGACCUGUCAGGCGAGAUCUCGUUUGCUGUGGCUCCGGACAACCCGCGAGCCUUGACACUACGGAUGAGUUGGACACCAAAUUCGGCUUCUGGCGAAGCUUCUACGCAAAAACAGGCAUGGGCGUUGAACUAG